CAGACCAUGCUAUCAAGUACAACAACAAAGCGCAGCAUACACGUUUCGAGCUCGUUAUGCAAGCGCCAUCACCGUCGCCGUCGCCGUCGCUGCCGAGCUCAAAUGCAUUUUAUAAACGCUACACACCAAAUGUAAAUAGAACAUUCGAACGGGUGCAUUGCAUGAGGCGAGGCUGCAACUGGUGUUUAAUUAUAAUAAGCAAUAAACUGCCGCCCGUGCGAAUGUGGACAAUACCUUAAGUCUACCAGAAUAAACGAAGCAACGAGACAAGUUAAGCACGGCGUUCGAAAGCCUUCACCGCGGAAAGUGGAAACGGAAGUGCUUUGUGAAGUGUGUUCAGUUUAGAAGAGUAGUGAUUGAAAAAAAAACAAUUUGUGCAAAUACAGAUUUAAGAAUAUUAAAACAUUGCACAUAUUCGGCCACCAGCAUUUGAAAUGAAAGCUGUGAUUUUUAAAUACAAGGACACAUUAUUGCUUGUACAAAUUGCAUUCUGAAUAAGUGAAGUGUAUUAAAUGCGAGUAAUUGCGUCAAUAGAACUAACUGAAUACUGAUUGCUGUAACCAAGUUUCCUUGUGCCACAAAAAUACUUAGUAAAAUGUAUCCAAGUCAUUAUACAAUAAAGCGGUUUCUCCAAGAAUAUAUCAUAUUCACAAGUUUGGGAUAUGCUUUUUCCCGAUCUUUGCCAAGUGCAAAUAAUAGACCAACUCCACAAUUUGAACAUCAUUUUCAAAGUAAUUUGGCAGUGCACCCAUUUUAUUACGGUCUUCCGAAUUCCCAGGCUUAUUGGCCCCAUGAGCCAGUUGGUACUUUUUUUGACAAAAAGCGUGGUAUAUUGCGGUCAUUUCCCGGCGGAGGCGUACCAGUGUUGGUCGACCAUCACAAGCGUUGUUCCAGCAACUUUGUGGGCAUUAAGCCACAUCCCAAUCAACGGCAAUACUACUACGUUUGUAAGCCCGAUUGUGUGAUAUUCGGAAAGUGUCAAAACCUGCAGUCGUUCGAUGCUACCAAAGCGCAGUGCAUUCCGUAUCCCACCCCUGACUACUCUCCAGUGUGUGUAAAACCCGGCCGCUUUCCCAUUUCAACAGAUUGCUCGAUAUACUACAGAUGUGAUGCAGAUCUUAAAGCACACAUACAUUCAUGUCCACGAAAUACCAUUUUUUCGCCGCACAACGAAAAGUGCAUAUGCGGCGCUCAUUGCAAUCCAACAAAAGUUUCACUCCAUAGUUCGCAUAUACCUCAGGACUGUGAGCACAAAUUUCCACCAUGUCUGCAAAACGGCACUUUUCGUACGCCCACGGAUUGUUCUCUCUACUAUACAUGUGUUAAGCAAGAAGGGUCGCUCUAUCUGCAAACUCGCUUCAAAUGUCCAGAGCUAGAGUUUUUCGAUCCUGCAAAGGGUACUUGUCGGCCGCAACAUGAAGUUGCCUGCGAUUCUAUACAACUAUCUGAAUUGGUAUUUCCCAGGCCACCACCACUGCCUCACCUUCCCGUAAUAUAUCCUGCACAUUAUUCUAUGGACUCACUGGAUGAUAGUGAUUAUCCAACGGAAUAUUCCCUAUCUUGCUCUAAAGAGGACACAAUCAGCGCCAGCGUUAGCUCAAACGAAAGAACGAUGUCAGAUUCUUCUGUACAAGCUACCACGUCAAAAACCACAAAAUUUUCUGCCUCAUUAACAACUUCACCAUCUAAACAAAUGGUUGAUACAAGCUCUGAAAAUUCUAUCGAAAUAAUUACACACACACCAACCUCAUUUCCAGCUUUUGUCUUGGGCGUAACAUCGACAGAAUCCGUUUUACAAACCAAUUCAUCGCCAACACGAAAUUCGAACGCAAUAAUCCUCUCAUCAACUUCUCCACCCAUAACAAUUGGCGAUACUUCCCAAAGUCCUAUUUUAUCACCCGAAGUUGCUUCUGCUAAAACCUUUGCACCUAAAGCUGUUCCGACCACCAAUUCAGUGGUUGUAGGUGCUGUCACCCCAACAACUCCUUCAAUAAAUCCAGCUAUUUUGGGCUCUUCUCCUGACAUAAUUUCAGAUCAAUCCAGCUCACCAAUAGAUUUCGUUCCAUUCGUUCCAACAAAACUACAAACCAGUUCUUCCACAAGUGCGUUUUCAUCAACAGCUUCCUCAAUACUUCACUCAUCACGAACGAAACAUUCUACACCACUUUCCACAACUAUAUCUAUGUUACCUAGAGACUUCUCUACGAGUACAACAAAUACCAGGUUAAAAUCGACUGCUGAAAUAACUACAACUCCUUUAGUACCCAGUUCAAUAAUUCCGUCGUCGUCAACAACUUUUUCAAGUUCUACAGCUGAAGAUCGCUUUUUACCAACAAAAUCUCACACUAGUACCUCUUUAAUAAAUACACUGCAUAUGAGUUCACCGACUGUUCACCCCUCUUCGGUCGAAAUAAUUACAACCGGGACAGUUCCCAUUUCCGCUUCGCAACCGCACACUUCCCUUCCCAUAACAACUUUAUUUUCACCAGAUUCCACAACAACUGAACUACCAACGAUCCAUUCCAGAACUAUACAAACCUCUAUGCACACUGAUCCCCUGAUUCUACCUCCGGUGACUUCUAGUCUAAAAGAAGAAAUAACUGCAAUGCCUCCAAAUACGACCACAACUACAAAUUUUUCUGUGACAACUUCAUCGUUACUAGAUGAUUCUUCUCCAUUAAGCACUGUAGAAUCCAUUGAUGUGACUAAAAUUAAGCCAACUGUUUCUACCUCCACUUCAGAAACAACACCUGACCCUAUUACAAACACCUUAAACCACAAUGAAAUUAGAAGUAUAAGAUCAAGUUUAUUGAUCAAGCCAAUUAAGUCAAACGAAAACAAUGUCUUUGAACAAACGGUCAAUAGUGAAUACAUCUCCAAUGAAUUUGAGAACCCUGGCUUCUACGAUGACUAUGAAUCGGAUUUUGAAACCACUGAAGUUUCGACAACAGAUAAAUGCGUACAAAGUGGAGUGUUGAGCGACAGAAAUAAAACGUUAAACACAUCAGAAAAAUCAAAAAGUAAAGAUACAGAAUGUAUAAUGAAUGAUUUACACGAUGCUAACGAUGUCAGUUAUUAUGAAGAUAAUGGAGACUCUUUUGAAGCAACAUUUUCAAGCACAGUAUCUGCUCUCCAUGAAGAAUCCAUUGCGACGAGCCAAUCAACAAGAUUAAUGCUAAAUACUACUGUUCGCUCAGCUAAAAGAAAUGUGCCGAAACACAAUUUUGAAUUACAUAAUCAAUCCAUCACAACAUAUCAGCAAUUAAAUAUUGAACCGAAUAAACUGGAUGAAAUUAACGUAGAAAAACCUUUGUUUAAAAAUUCAUCUAAAAAUUUUAGUGAUGACUUGGAAACUAUAACGGAAAAUAUUACAGGCCCCACAAAAGUCCACAACUCCUUAAAAAAUAUUUUCGCAAAGCCAAACGAUAAAGAAUUUUCUAUCAUCACUUUUGAAGAUAGUACCGAUACAGAAUUGACUACCGAAGCCCCUAAAAUUAACUCUAAAAGCAUAGAAAAUUCAACUAUUAUUGUUUCAAGCUUCAAUACUGAUAAUCAACUAGAAGACUCGAUGAGCACCAUGCAACCGUUGGAAGUUGCUAACCAGAGCACCGCUAAAGAGAUGGAAAGUUUCACAGAAAGUAGUAAAGCUGGUCAUAUCGCCGCAGUGAAAAGAGAUGCAGACUUAGGGGAUAGUGAAGAUGUAGACUCACAGAUAAGUGUCAGCAAAUCACUUAUGCUCAAAGAAAGUUCAUGGAAGAGCCAAAAUAAUACUAAGCCGAAAAAUUCUCAAAUAGUUUCAAAACUUAAAGAGAAAAUGUUAAACAAUAAACAAAACAAGAAUAUUAAUGAGAUUUUUAAAAGUGAUGAUGACGGAACAACAAAUACAAAAACGAAAUCUGAAAUCAGUGAACUCCAAACUUCGGCUGUAAAAAAAAUAUCUAUGACAGUAAACUCUACAAAUACAAAGCAAGACAAAGAAUCAGAGAGCUCGUCAAAGAUCUCUACUUUACAAACAACAAUGAAAGCAAUUAAGAAAAAAAUAGAACCAUUAACAACAACGGAACCAACGACAUUGAAGAAGGCAAGGCAGGUUAGAGGUAAAAUUAACAACAAAUUCGAAUAUUCAAAUGAAUACUCUACUUCAAGUGAAAAUCAAGUUUUUAUAACGGAUAGCUCAGUAGAAGCGCAUCUGUCUAAUUUUACGACGGAAAUGAAAAUAGGAAAAAUUACGGAAGCUACACCAAAAGCAACAGCUGAGGCUAAAGUAGUGUCAGCAGAAAACUUACAUAGUAAACAUCACCAUAUCUCUAAGGAUUUAAUAGAACCUUCUUUGAAAUCAUCAACGGACUCCACCAACACAGAAGUGAAUCUAACUGUGCGCGAUAAAGCUCGAUUCAAUGACACACAGCAACUGAAGAGUGCUAAAAACAGUACAAAAAGCGUAGAAACUCGGCCAACAGAAUUGUCGUUAGCGAGAGGUAAAGUAAUUAAAGAACCAUGCGACCUAGGCACACCACCCCUAACUCCUUUGAAAAUAAGAACAUAUUCAAAAGAAAUAGAAUUAAACCAUAGCAAUACAAAUUCUAUGGACGCUUACAGUUCUAAGUUCGAAGUUAGAGUUCCGAGAACCUAUGAACCUAUUCAUGAUGCCGACAUCGAAAAUGAUAGAAAAUUCGCAAACUCUGUUCAAAUUUCAAAGCUAGUGGAUAUUUUGUUACCUCCUAGUACAGAUAAUCCUGCACAAGAUUUGAAAAUAGGUCAGAAUUCGAGUUGUGUGACAACUGGAGACACAUUAGCCCAAACGAAACAUUUAAAUCCAAAAGAAUUUAUCAGCAAACACGUUAAAAGUGCCGGAAGUAUUAUGGAAUCCGCUGAACCAGAAAGUCCUUUGGGCAGCUUAGAAAAAAGCACUGGUCUUGUAAGAAUUUGUGAUCCCUUUCAGAAUAAUAUCUCAAAUGAAGGAAAUAAGCAAUUCUCUAACUCAAAGUUUGACACAAGCAGGCCAUUAUCGGCCAGAUUACCAGUAAUAAGAAGCAAUGUUACCUGUAAGACGCAUACAAGUGAUUUGCCCUUAAGCUCUUUCAAAUUAUUCUCAACUAAACAUUCACAAUCUACUACAACACAAAAUACAAUAACAUCUACAACAGAAGAGACUGUCGAGAACACAACAGUUGGAACAACCCAUGUAGACAUAAAAUUCCAAGACAAUCUCGUGAAUAUUAAGUCCAACGAUUUGCGUAUAACACGAAAUGUGCAAAAAACAAAUACACUACAAGAUACACCUCAAACUUACAAAAGGACAUUUAGAAUGAAAACUCCAGGUUCUAAUUCAAAUUCUGAACCAGUUACAGAAUUUCCAAUUCAUGCUACCGAUAUACCCAAGCUUGAGGUCGUAGUCUUCGGAAACCUGGAUUUAACUGUUCUUUAUUGCCCCAAAGAUUGUACUAAGCAGCAUGAACAUAAAUAUGACAAAAAGGUUUUUGGUGAUCAGCAUGUGGUCGGUAUUCAGUGGGAUCCAGCAAAGUCUAAAAAAACGAUGAGUAUUCAAACGGUUUAGAAGCCAACGGAAAAACAUUAUUGUAAAUAUGUUAGUAGAAUUAGAAAAAUGUAUUUAUGAGUCCCUUAAUUAAUAUAUAGGUUAGUUGGUAGUUAUAGCAUAAAGUUAAGAAAUAUAUACAU
This is a messenger RNA of Bactrocera dorsalis (oriental fruit fly), 5679 nucleotides long. RefSeq lists its product as uncharacterized. The record is from RefSeq and is a predicted model, not a curated record. Gene Ontology annotation, molecular function: chitin binding. The transcript is spliced from 8 exons. The coding region runs from base 596 to 5557 and encodes 1653 amino acids. Gene Ontology annotation, cellular component: extracellular region. NCBI's taxonomy places the organism in Eukaryota, Metazoa, Arthropoda, Insecta, Diptera, Tephritidae.